Molecule: messenger RNA, 2052 nt
Organism: Phytophthora nicotianae INRA-310
Lineage: Eukaryota; Oomycota; Peronosporomycetes; Peronosporales; Peronosporaceae
Exons: 1
Coding region: 1-2052 (683 amino acids)
Source: RefSeq, a predicted model, not a curated record
AUGACGUUUUCGUCGACACUCCAGCUCCGGAUUUUCGGAGACCAUUCAUUAGAUAAGAAGAUGGCGAGUCCACGCGGGUUUGAGAGGGAUGGAGACAACAACGCGGAGCUGCGGUGCUCCAUCUCCAGCGACGGCAAGUGGCCGAGCUUGAAGCGAGAAGACGUGCUGCUGGAAGGCACCCAGAGCGGCGGGGGGUCGACUGGAUACGCGGAUUCGACGCUUCAAGGUGGAAAUAACGCCAUGAAUGGUGCGUUGACGAUACCUGUGAGCUGUGAAGGAAGCGCUUCUUCUUCUUCGCACUCGGAUUGGCACGCCAUCUCGUCGAAUUCCUUCGAUGAGACGUACUUGGAGAGCGACUACGGCAGUGGAGGCACAACGGGGAUGUCCAUGUCUUCGUCCAGUUCUUCUCUCAGUCACUUGAAUGAACCCAUGAACAAGCUCGCGUUGGAGAGUGAAGAACACGAUAUGCCAGUCAUCUCGAUGCCAUAUCCUGGUUCCAGCUGGUUCCUGGGUGGCAAGACGGAGAAUGGCUUCUGUCUGCCUUCUCUCGGAGGCCUCACUCCUCGCUCACAAGCGUUGAGUGCCGUGACAACCGAGAUCAGUGCCACAUUUAGCGCCAGCUGCCCUCCAAGUGCUCACUCUAGCGGCGUGGAUUACUCUGCCACUGGAAAACUCGCUGGUGAUGCCGGAUCUUGUCCCUCGAGUGCUCACUCUCCGGAGACUAUGACUCCAUGUCUGCCACAUACACUGGAGCCUUCGGAAUUGCUUUUUGAAGACAUGAGUACGUGGUCUGGACCCCCCGCUGACACCUACGACAAUCAACACUAUCAUCAGCAACAAGGCCAACCAUUCUAUAACGUAACAUCGCACCCACCUGCACCCAACGGCUAUCUCUACUUCGACUCGGCCACUCAGGCCACCAGUAGCGCCAUGUCGACUCCUCUUCACGAUUACACACCUUCGUAUCAACACCAUCCGCUGCCUUCAGCUGGACCUUCGCUGUAUCGACUGAUGCAGGGCCAUGAAUCGUUCCCCUCAGAUUCCCACUGGAGCUCCAACCAAGCACACGGUCACUAUUCCACGCCUUCAACCGCGAGCUCCACACCCACCGAGUCAGUAAAGAGUCAAAACCAGCACGCGGCUGAACAAGGGAACACUAUUAAGCGCAUACUGCGCUCUUCCACGCUCAACCAACGUCUGCCCUCAACAGGGAGCAUGUUGCUCCCAGCAGCCAUCCCCAAGCCUAAUAACCCGAUGACGAUGAAGCCAAUGCCGCUCCCAUCCACGAAUCCAGUGUCUCCCAACCAGUCUGCACGGAUCCAGUUGCUAACAGCGUUAAAUGACUGUUACUGGAAGAAUGGGCGAAAGAAUCUGCAGUGCUUCCCGUCGUGUCCCGAACACCACGACUUUUACUCCAUGAAGAUGAACAACCGCAAACAUUCCAGUGUCGGUGUGUGUCGUGGUCCAGUGUAUUGUCACGCCUUCACAGACGCGUCCGAGUUCCUGCCAGCAGCGUCGACGCAGCAGAUGAAGCACGAACAUGGAGGCGUGCCGUCUGGAGGCAAUAAUGCUCGAGAAUUGUUCGUACUCGGUCGAUUCGAGCGUGUGCCUCAGCAAGAAACCACCAAUCUAUUGGAGGAACUCAAUGCGCCUCCGUCCUUCCCGAACGCCGCGGUAUUCGAGCAGUUCCGGUUCACAUGCUUCCAGGCGGUCGAGAUGGAAGAGCGGCGUGUAUUGUUACCAGAGUCGCCGGAGUCCAAGAAGGCCGACAAGCGCUUUAUUCGAAGCACGUGGUUCUUCUUGCCUGAUGUGUGGAAGGUGCAGCCGAUGCUCAAGAAGAAGCGCAAGGCCACACGCUCGGCGCCGGCGCAGACGUUCCCGUUCUGCUUCCGCAUCUUCAUCUACACGCGCGACGUCAAUGGCCCUGGCUAUUCGUGCAUCGCUGACGCAGCCUCAAGCUUCUUCGAGCUCUACUCGACGCGGACUGUUGACCGGGUCAAGCGCAAGUACUGGAGUGGCGAGAGCUCGUCCGACCAGCGCAAGCGUGUCUGA